Messenger RNA from Durusdinium trenchii, 970 nucleotides. Lineage: Eukaryota; Dinophyceae; Suessiales; Symbiodiniaceae. The record is from the annotation of a GenBank genome assembly.
AGCCAUCCGGUGAUCAAAGGGUUUUACUGCCCGCCAUGCCGAAAGCGUCCCUGCUGAUCGCAGGCGCCGCGGGCGUCGCGCUGGCGCCGGCAUUCCUGGCACCUGGUGCCGGCGUUCCUGUGCGGGCACCUGCGCGGGCAGAGGAGGCGACCAGGUCCGUGCGAGACAGCACCAAUGCACCUUUUCGCAUGGCGAACGUGGCUUUGCCUGCGCUCGGCUUGUUGGCCGCGGGUCGCCGCGCAGCUCGAUCCGGCACAGCCCGUGCUGCGGAAGCAGCCGCCGCAGAGCCAGAGCCAGAGGUCUUCGAUCCACGGAAGGAGCCAGGCGUGACGCUGCCUUUGAUGUACUUUGAUCCCUUGGGCUUUGCUAAGGAGGGCGACCGUGAAGGCUUCUACCAGCUGCGGGCCGCUGAGUUAAAGCAUGGCCGUGUGGCCAUGAUCGCUUCCGUGGGCUGCGUGAUGCAGCACAACAUCAAAUUUCCAGGCUUUGAAGAUGUGCCCGCCGGAAUCAAGGCUGCCAUUACUCCUCCUGGUACCUACGGUCUCCUUGCGAUCAUUGCAUUGGCCGGCGCUUUGGAACUGACGAUCUUCAAGCAGGAUCCGGAGAUGGACCCAGGUGAUUUUGGCGACCCGGCGGGAUUUGGGCAAUACUACACCGAGUGGAAGGACCGCGAGCUUAACAAUUGCCGAAUGGGCAUGGUCUCCUUCCUGGGGAUUGUCGUGGCCGAGCUGGCCACUGGCAAGGAUGGAGUGGAGCAGAUCUGGACUCCUUUGGGAAACCUGGCAGCCGAGUGAGCGCGGCAGAACCCGUGGGCAAAGCUCGGGUUUGCUUGAGUUGACUGCGGUGGGCGUCACAUUUCACCAAACAUGUGUUACGAUUCGAAGGCUUUGGCACUGUGAGCUGCCAUCGAUGAUGCGGGGAUGGAAUUCGUACAAUGUCCUAUAUUGACCGGGGCUCACGGAAUCAUUAG